Passer domesticus (house sparrow) is the source of this 7738-nucleotide messenger RNA. RefSeq names its product solute carrier family 7 member 5 (gene SLC7A5). The transcript is spliced from 11 exons. The record is from RefSeq and is a predicted model, not a curated record. The coding region runs from base 185 to 1759 and encodes 524 amino acids. Gene Ontology annotation, molecular function: neutral L-amino acid transmembrane transporter activity; L-amino acid transmembrane transporter activity. Lineage: Eukaryota; Metazoa; Chordata; Aves; Passeriformes; Passeridae. Gene Ontology annotation, biological process: amino acid transmembrane transport; neutral amino acid transport. Gene Ontology annotation, cellular component: membrane.
CGCCUGCCGCGCACCCCGGGGGCGCUGCAGCAUCCCCCGCCGCUCCUGCCCUCCUCCUGCCGCUCUCCUCCUCCUCCUCCUCCUCCUCCCCCCGGAAAGCAGCCCGGCCCACCGCCGCCGGAACAAAAGGGGCGGCCGAAGGUGGCGGCGUGGCCGCGCCCGCUGCUCCUGCCGCUCCGCCACCAUGUCCGCCAGCGGCGGCAGCUCCCCCGGCAAUGCCGUGAAGAAGCGGAGCCCCGCCGGCUCGGCCGCCUCGCUGGCGCAGGAGGACGAGAAGCAGGCGAGGGAGAAGAUGCUGGAAGGGGCGCAGGAAAACGGCUGUGCCCGCUCGCCAUCGCCCUGCGGCUCGGCGGAGGCGGAGGGGGUGACCCUGAAGCGGAACAUCACCCUGCUGAACGGCGUGGCCAUCAUCGUGGGCACCAUCAUCGGCUCCGGCAUCUUCGUCACCCCCACGGGCGUGCUGCGGGAGGCCGGCUCGCCGGGGCUCUCGCUCGUGGUCUGGGCCGUGUGCGGCGCCUUCUCCAUCGUGGGCGCUCUGUGCUACGCCGAGCUCGGCACCACCAUCACCAAGUCCGGCGGGGACUACGCCUACAUGCUGGAGGUGUACGGCUCCCUGCCCGCCUUCCUCAAGCUCUGGAUAGAGCUGCUCAUCAUCCGGCCCUCCUCGCAGUACAUCGUGGCUCUGGUGUUCGCCACCUACCUGCUCAAGCCCAUCUUCCCCACCUGUCCCGUGCCCGACGAGGCUGCCAAGCUGGUGGCGUGUCUGUGUGUCCUGCUGCUGACAGCUGUGAACUGCUACAGUGUCAAAGCUGCCACCCGUGUGCAGGACGCCUUCGCUGCGGCCAAGCUGCUGGCGCUGGCUCUCAUCAUCAUCCUGGGCUUCGUGCAGCUGGCAAAGGGUGAUGUGGAAAACCUGACCCCUGAGAAAUCCUUCGAGGGCACCAAGGUGGGCGUUGGGAACAUCGUGCUGGCCCUCUACAGCGGCCUCUUUGCCUAUGGAGGAUGGAAUUACUUGAAUUUUGUGACAGAAGAGAUGAUAAAUCCCUACAGAAACCUGCCCCUGGCUAUCAUCAUCUCCCUGCCUGUUGUCACGCUGGUGUAUGUGCUGACCAACUUGGCUUACUUCACCACGCUGAGCACCGAGCAGAUGCUGACGUCCGAGGCCGUGGCUGUGGAUUUUGGGAACUACCACCUCGGUGUCAUGUCCUGGAUCAUCCCUGUCUUUGUUGGGCUCUCGUGCUUUGGGUCUGUCAAUGGAUCUCUUUUCACUUCUUCCCGGCUGUUCUUCGUGGGAUCCCGAGAGGGGCACCUGCCUUCCAUCCUGUCCAUGAUCCACCCCCGGCUGCUCACCCCGGUCCCGUCCCUCGUGUUCACGUGUGUCAUGACCCUGCUCUAUGCCUUCUCCAACAACAUCUUCUCAGUCAUCAACUUCUUCAGCUUCUUCAACUGGCUGUGUGUGGCCCUGGCCAUCAUCGGGAUGAUGUGGCUGCGCUACAAGAAGCCAGAGCUGGAGAGGCCCAUCAAGGUGAACAUCUGCCUGCCCAUCUUCUUCAUCCUGGCCUGCCUGUUCCUCAUCGCCGUUUCCUUCUGGAUGACGCCCAAGGAGUGCGGGAUCGGCUUUGCCAUCAUCCUCAGUGGGAUCCCCAUUUACUUCUUCGGGGUCUGGUGGCAAAACAAGCCCAAGUGGGUUCUGCAAGGCAUCUUCUCCACCACCGUGCUGUGCCAGAAGCUGAUGGAAGUGGUUCCUCAGGAAUCCUAGGCAGGAACAGCAGGGACUCUGAGCUCGAGGAAACGCACAACGUUGUUCUGAGAUGACACAAGGAUCCCACCCCUCACUCCCCAGUCCCCGGCACCGGAGCUGCCUCCUGCUGCCACCACUGCCCCGAGGCUCUGCUCAGCUCCUGCAGCCCCUCCAGCCCCUCCCAGCCCUGCAGAGCAGCCAGAAGUCCUUGGUACGAGCCAGGAGGAGGAAUUCCAAAGGGCACUUCCAGGGGGGUGCUGCCAGUGCCCUCUGUGUGUGUGUGAGGGCCGUGCCAGGCUCUGGGGGCUCCUUUGCUUUGGCUCUGGGAUCUGCUGGAGCCUGCUCUGAGUGUUCAGAGUGCCUGGGGGGAGCUGGAGCUGCCAUGGAUUCCUGGGGGGGUUCUGAGCUGCCUUACCUGGCCCAGGUGGGGGUGGGAAGCAGAGGUUGGCUGAUGUUGUCUCACUCCCCCAAACCCACACCCCCAUGUGCUGCUGGACACUGGACGUGGGGGGGCCUCAUCUGAGUGUCACUGUGCUCCUCACUCGGGGCCCCGCCACCCUUUGGAUUUGGAUCACCACUCUCAGAUCUAAGCCAGCUCCCUGCUGCUGAGCCAGUCCUCCAGGAUGCUCUUCCCCACAGUGCCCGUCCCUGGGAAUGAGCACUGAGGGGGGAAUUCCUGCUGGGAAACCCAGGAGCUGCAGUCAGCUGAGGCCAAGUCCUUGGCUUGCUCAUUCCAUGCUUUUCUGUGCCAGGCUUUCAUCCAGCAUGGGAUGAGCAGCUCUGUGCUCUCUCUCCUCAUGGCCCUGCUCAGGGAGCCAUGUUUGCCCCAUAACCAUCAGCAGAGAGAAAUAAAGGGUGGGGAUUGCCCUGGCACAUUCCCUGGGGUCUCUCCGUGCACUGCCUGGCGCUGUUCCCUUUGUCCUGCUGUGUUUCCUCUGGAAUGUGCCAUGGAGAUGGGACCAACUGGCUCUGGGCUGUGGAGAAGGGCAGAUGCUCUGGCUGGCUGGAGCCUCCUCGGGCUGCUGGAGAUCAUGGAAUGGUUGGGUGGGAAGGGACCUUACAGCCCACCCAGUGCCACCCCUGAAUGGCAGGGACACCUUCCACUGUCCCAGGCUGCUCCCAGCCCUGUCCAGCCUGGCCUUGGGCACUGCCAGGGAUCCAGGGGCAGCCCCAGCUGCUCUGGGCACCUGUGCCAGGGCCUGCUCACCUGUGAGCAAGGAAAGUGAGCUCUGCUCUAAGGAGCAGGGCCUGGGGCUGAUCCUCCUUCGUGCAUCAGGUCUGGCUUGCUGAGAUCCCAGCACCACCCUCCCGUUCCAGGAGCAAUCCCUGAGCACAAUCCAUGAUCUGCAUGUGAAAUCCUGGUUUGCUGCUGUGGGUGGUGCCAUCCCAUCCCUGAGCACCCCCAGAAUUCCUGUAGUUCCUGAGUAGUCAGCACUGUCCCCUUAGGGACACGUUGCUUUCUUUGGUCCAAAGUGUCACCUUUUGGAAAGCUGCAGUUCCUGAACCAUUUGCUCGUUGUGCCUCUGUGCUCUGACAUCACCUGGAAUUCUGGAAUUCAUUCUCACCUGGAAUUCUAACCUUUCCCCACUGGAGCUGCUUUGCUGUCUCUGUUGCAGAUCUUUGUGCUUGUGCUUUGUGCAGGUGGCUUGGUGAACUAUUUCCCAUUUUUUUUAAUCUUGGCCGUUGGGAAGCCGGGGUGCUCCGGGAGCUGUCGCUUCCCGUGGGUUCCCCUUGGAGCAGAGUUCUUUGGGGUGAAGGGGCAUUAAGGACACCAUGGUACUCCUCAGGCUUUGUCCUGGGAAGUUCUGCAGCACUGCAGGUGUGGUGGGGCAGGGGCAGCUCCUGCCCAGCUGUGUGGCCGUGUCCAGGUGCAGCUCCACACUCCCACUUUGCCAGCCCCGUGUCCUGCUCCGAGGCAGGAAAAGGGGAGACAAUCAGCUCUUUAUUCCAUGGCAGCUGGAGUGGAGAUUCCCAAAUCAGCUCAGUGACAGUGUGGAGAUUCCCAAUCCAGCUCAGUGACAGUGGACAUUCCCAGUGACAGCGAGGAGAUUCCCAGUGACAGUGUGGAGAUUCCCAAUGGCACUGUGGAGAUUCCCAAUGCAGCUUUCUGGGAGCUGAGUUAAUCCAUGAGGAUUUGCAGCUGCUUUGGGAAUAUCCAGAGGGCAGACCCCAAGGUUUUUGGCCAGUGCAAUGAGUUGGAGCAUCUCAGAUCCAAUGCCAGUGGAGGGGCUUUGCCAUAAAUAAGGUCAUGAAUCACAAAACCUGAACUCGAGUUUUGGCUUCUUCCAGCUGAAGGCUGAGAUGGUUUUGAGCUGAUCACAGCUCCUGCUGGACCUGCUCCAUGGAGAGGGGACCUCAGUCUGUCCUGCAGCCACUCAAGCUGCAGUUUUUGUUGGCUGUGAGGUCUCAGGGCAGCUCCUGCAGGGCCUGGGUUCAGCAUGGGGCUCUCAGUGCCAAAACCCACCAGCAGAAUUCCUUGGGAUGCAAAGCAAAGGCAUUGGAAUCUCAGUACCUCAAUCCAAAGUCAGCUGGCACCAAGGAGUCAGCUCUCCACAGAGAGCUCAGGACUGGGGCCAGACCUCCCAAAGGCUGCCUUGGACACAUUGUCCAUCAGGUGAUGACCAUCCCAAUGUCCUCCUGGUGACCCUUUCACGCUGCUUUGAAAGAGGAGCUGUCACACUAAAAAGUAUUUUUUAAGCAAUCAAUGGAUUUUAAUUAAAUCCUUAACUGGCUUGCUUUGCUUUUUGUGGGUUUCCAUGAUUUCUCACUUGCUCUUGAGGAUUUUCUCUUGUACUAACCUGAGGCUCUGAUCCCACCUUUGUGGGCAUCUCAUCAGCAUCUCCUUGGCAAUAGAGGUUUAGGAAGAAACUGAACCAGGUACCAGCAGAGAGCCACAAAAAGGCUGAAUUUGGUCAGCCACAGCUCACAUCUCAAAGCUGAUCUUCCAAAAUCUGAUUUCUUUCACCCUGGAGUCAUUGACCCCCAUAGCUGCCCUCCACCAGAGCUUGGUGGCACGGCUGGAAGAGCUUGGGUUGGAUUUUCCUGGAGGUUUGGUAGAUAAUGAGGGAAGGGGUAAAACUGAAUUUCAUUUUAGAAAGAAAAGUAGUUUCUGCAGUCAUGGAAAUGACAGCCUCUGCUGUCUGGUGUGGUAGCUUUUCCUUUGGAUCAGCAACAUCUGCCCCCAUCUUGUGCUGUUCUGAUGGGUUUGGGUAUGGAAAAGGGAGAAUUCACCCCUGGGAAAGAGCUCCUUGCUGCUUGUUUUCCUCAAACAUGGAGUGAGAUGUGUCAGGGAGGGCAGAGGAGCGACAGUUCCCAGUUUCCCAUCCUUCCCAGCACUGGAGCUGGGAUUUUUCCUGUUGUUUCUCUGUCGUGCUCUUGGGAGCCUGUGGUCAGACAGGGAGGGAGGUGAACCCUCCCCACAAGGACCCUGCGAGCACAGUGACCUGCAGGAGGUCCCACAGGAAUCUGUUCCUUUGACAGCUCCCUGCAAGUCCAGCUGGAGCUGCUCUGUCCAUGGAAUUGAGGUUGGAAAAGACCUUGAAGGUCACAUUGCCAUGGCUGUGCCAUGGUCCUGUGCUCCUGAACUGACCCCAGCUUCAAUUCCUGCUCCUCUGCAGUUGUUUCUGAGCUCAGGCUCCCAGGCUGGCAGCUGUUUGGGUGUUCACAGAAUUGCAUCCUGCAGGGAUUGCUAAACAGAGCAGGAGCUGCUGGCCAGGCACUUCAUUCCCGUUGGGUUCCUCUUUCUAAAUGAGCCCUUCCUCCAACUGGGAGGGGAACCAGCCCUGCAAGAACCAGGGGGAUUUAUGUCAUCGUGAUGGGCUUGUAAUGAUUUUAUUUUAUUUUAAACUUCCUGCAGAAUUGGCAGUGGUUUCCCUCUCAGACACCGUGUUCUGGUAAACAGGCUUUUGUUUGGAACGGCCCCUCGGAGUUCAAAGGGACUCUGGCACAGUUGAACAAACUUUAAAGGCCCUUCAGCUGGGUUGGAACUCCUGGGAAGUGGCUUUGUUGUUGUCCAAGUCCUCUCCCAGUGGGUGGCUCAGGCAGGGGAAUAAGUUGGGCUCCUCCAGGGGCUGUUCCUUGGAGCUGUGACUUCCCAGAGAUAUUCCCAGAGGCAGAGCCCUGGUGUGGCUGCAGGGAAUCCCAGGGAAUGUUUCCACCAGUCUGGGCAGGUACCUGUGCCUUCAACCGAGGGCAUGGCGCUCUCGGGUUCUAACAGAAAAUCAAAUUACAAAAAUCCUUGAGGAAACUGCCAAACAUUGUCCUUCCACAACAUGGGGUGUAAGGACAGCUGCUGUGGGCUGCCAGCUCUUCCUCCAUCCACUCUGCAACCUCAUGACAUGAAAUUGGGAAAGGGCUGGAAGAAAGCAGCUCCUGGAGCUUGGGAAAGGACAGCCCCAGGGCAGGGCUGGUGCCGAGCUCUGGCUGUGACGCCAGGGAUUGAAUCCCAGGGAUGAGGCACAGCCAGCCACGCCUGGCUGCCAAGGAGGGAGAUCCUGCAGGGCUGGGAAUCUGCUCCUCAUCCCUGCAGGCUGGGAAUCUGCUCAUCCUGCAGGGCUGGGAAUCUGCUCCUCAUCCCUGCAGGGCUGGGAAUCUGCUCCUCAUCCCUGCAGGCUGGGAAUCUGCUCCUCAUCCCUGCAGGGAUGGGAAUCUGCUCCUCAUCCCUGCAGGGAUGGGAAUCUGCCCCUCAUCCCUGCAGGGUGGGAAUCUGCUCCUCAUCCCUGCAGGGCUGGGAAUCUGCUCCUCAUCCCUGCAGGGCUGGGAAUCUGCUCCUCAUCCCUGCAGGGCUGGGAAUCUGCUCCUCAUCCCUGCAGGCUGGGAAUCUGCUCAUCCUGCAGGGAUGGGAAUCUGCUCCUCCAUCCCUGCAGGGUGGGAAUCUGCUCCCUGAUCCCUGCCAGGACAUCCUGGAGCCCUCGGUGCUGCGGGAAGCUCCAGGGCUCCUCAUUCCAGGUGUCUCCUUGAGGAGUUACACCCAGGAUUGUGCUGGCUUUGCCUGGGCUCGAGUUCUUCCCAGUUGGAACUGGAACUGGGUUGGGGAUGUGUGUGGGAUGCUGCUGGUGCAACCAAGAGCUCCCAGGUUGGUGGUGCAGUGGUAGGCAAUGUGGCUGGGGAUCACUGAUCCCAAAGGAUCCCAUAUCCAGAGGAUUAUUCCUUGCCUGAGAAGGGGUGUUGCUUCCUCCAGCUGUGGAAGUGGUAAUGAGUAAAAAUAAAAAGUAUUUUUUUAAACACUGAAUUAAUUUCUAGACUGCCUAAAAGAGACUUUAUAGCUCCACCUGAGUUCUUCCCCAGGGCUGACGCUGAGCCCAGCACAGGGGCUCUCCCUCGUGCCAGGUCUGGCUGUGCUGGGAUCAACGGCAGGCACGGGAAAAACCUCCUGCUUUGUUCAGGGGAGCUCCAAGUGCCACCAGAAUCCUUGGAGAGGGAGGAUCUUGAGUGGUUCCCAGACCUUGCUCCCACCCUCAGAACAAAGGGAGGGCGACCUUCACUCCUGGUGGAGAAUCUGACUUUUCAGAGACUUUGCUUUGUAUUUUUGUUGGUUUUUUUAAACACAGAAAAAAAAAAAGGCUCUUAACAUACACAAGAAAACCUGAACCUGAUUUACAAUUUUGUUAUAUUUGGUUGCUUUAAAAAACCUGUUUUACUAAUUUAAAUAUAUCUGUAGAUGACACUAUAUUUAUUUGAAAGGGGUAAAUAUCUUUUAGUCUUAAUUCUUCUCCAGCAAGCGCUGUGUGUUCCCAAUGUUUGUGUUCCUGGCAGCACAGCAAUUCCACUGACUGAGGGCUGGCCAGCCAGCAGCUCCUGAAUCCAAUGGCCUUGGACAACAAGAUGUCUCUUGCAAUGUAAUUUUUUUUUGUAGUAUUUCUUGAUUCUUUUAUGUCUGUGGUUUAACAAAUCUGUUCAAUGUUUGGGUUGUUCUAUGUUUUGGGUUGUUUUGUUUUGUUUUUUUUUAACAAAGAAAGCUGAAUUACAACACUCUGGUUGCUGGUCUUUGCCUUGAAA